CAUGCGCAUCGGAGCGUUGUGUCCAAAGCGUUCGAAAUCGACGGAUGCUCCAGAGGAAGCUGGCGUGUGUUUCAUUUUAUUUUGGUGAUCGUUUUGAAUAAUACGUUGGUUUUGAUUGGUAAGCCAUUUACAGAUGAUCUUUUUUACGUGCAGCAUCAGAUAUGGCCCGUGGGCACCAGAAGUUUCAGUCCCAGCAGAAAAAUGCCAAGAAGCAGGCGGAAAUCAAGAAGAGCAAGGGGCAUGACCAGAAGGCAGCUGCCAAGGCUGCCUUGGUAUAUACAUGCACUGUAUGCCGGACACAAAUGCCUGAUCCCAAGACCUUCAAGCAGCACUUUGAAAGCAAACAUCCAAAGUCUCCGAUGCCCCCAGAGUUAGCUGGCGUGGAGGCAUAACACAUCCACCUCUCCUGACCAGACAGUUGAAGCUGAUUCAGGACAGGCCUGUCUGCACUUCGGACAUAAACAUUAAGUCUCAGAAGAAAUAUCUUUAUAAUGUUGAUUGUUUCUCCGGCUGAUUCCUCUGUGUUUGAGUGUUUUUUUUUUAAUGCAGGGAUGGUACUUUACCUCUGGUUUUAUUUUAUCGGCCCGCACUUGCCAAAACCUCAUCCAGGACGUUUAAAAGACAAACAAGAGACUUGACUCACCUCAAAAAGUCUCACAUCUUCGAUUGUAUGCAGUAUUUUGAACAUUUCAAAUGGUAACGUUACACGAGCAGCUUGUCUGUGUGCUUUGUGACUACUACACCAUCUCAGGUCUCCCACUGUUGCAGAGCAAGCCGAGUUGGCAACGGCCAUCAUGAUGAUUGGACGUCCUUCACGUUUGUUUUGUCGUGCGUCGGGUUUGGGCUCAUCAUUAUGAUUUCUGCAGAGUAAUAUUUGAGUUGAUAAUGUAUUUGAAAAAUAUAAAUGUAAAAAAAAACUGUCUGUUCCCUUCGUACUUCCAAGCUGCACUGAUAUUGUUCCUGCCUGGAAAAUUUCAAUAGAGCCCAGCUCAUGUUUUUUAGUAGUUGUUGUUAUGAAGAACACGUUGAAGACACUGUGCUACAUGGGUACUGAACUUGCCCCAUCUACCCCUAAGGUCUACUUGAAUUGUACGUAGUUUACGUCGUGUGAAGGUUUGUGCAGAAAACCAGCAGAAGUUAAGUAGUGGUCGCUAAAGGUUUAUGACAGCAAACCCUAGCCAGCACAAAAUCAUUUGACGUCUGCUGCAUGAAGCAUGUUCUCUGUUAGAGCAGAGCACUUUGGGUUCUCCCUUCCUAAGUCUGUGAAAAGUGAAGAUUUGUUCCCCUAAGAAAACAUUAGAGCAACCUAGAUUUUUUUUAAACACUAUUAAAAAAAAAAAUGAUGCCAUUCUUCUAGGAGAAAAAAAACGAUGCAUUUAUACCUUGCCCCCCAACCACCGGCCCACCGUUGGUGCAACGGUUUGGUCCAAUCGUCCACCUGCAAGCUGACACAGCUGUGCCAGCAGAGGAGCUGUGUCCAUACAGCACAAAUAACUGACCUCCUGUUAGGAGCUACUCAAGAGAAGAAACACGUCACACGUUUCAUUUACUUCCACUUCUCACCAGAACGAAGCACGCUGACGAUUGCAGUUUGUUCACCUCGUUACCUCGGUUCAAUGCUGGGACAGACUGCCGUGGAUAGGGGGCAAUAAUUAUCCUGUGGUGACGCCCUGUUUUUCCUGUGGCAACUUGUAAUAAUUAGUAAUAUUAAGUAUGUUUGAUCAUGCAUGCCAUACCAUGAGUACCAAAUAUCCAGCAUCAACCCCCCCCCCCCCCAACAGAUAGCUGGAGAAAGCGGUUUAUUUGUGUAGUAUCUGUGCACAACUGUAAUUUUCAUAAUUCACCACUGUAGGGUUGUUUAAACUGCCUUUACAGUCAUGAGAUUUGAAAGCAGUCAUAAGUGUGGUCUUUGUUAUCAUCGUAGUGGAAAAAUGUUCCGUCUCUCAACCUGCAUUAAAAGUCUGAGUUGCAUUACACUGUAAGACUGCUUCAGUUCGUAUUUAAUUUAUAGGAAGGGCCCACUUUUCAACAGCUUUGGACCCUCUGGGAUUGAACUACUGACACUGUAUCACUGUGCUAUAAGUCCAGACUGACAACCUGCCAUGUUUUGACUUUUUGUAAUAAUCAUAUCUUGUCAUUGUAAUGUAAUGUUUAGUCUUUUAAUAAAGGUCUUUUAUAUCAGGU
This is a messenger RNA of Fundulus heteroclitus (mummichog), 2184 nucleotides long. RefSeq names its product zinc finger protein 706. The transcript has 3 exons. Bases 162 to 392 code for a protein of 76 amino acids. The record is from RefSeq and is a predicted model, not a curated record. Lineage: Eukaryota; Metazoa; Chordata; Actinopteri; Cyprinodontiformes; Fundulidae.